Messenger RNA from Cydia fagiglandana, 1975 nucleotides. It is a transcript of the gene Lis-1, whose product is annotated as proteasomal ATPase-associated factor 1-like. Lineage: Eukaryota; Metazoa; Arthropoda; Insecta; Lepidoptera; Tortricidae. Gene Ontology annotation, molecular function: protein binding. The record is from RefSeq and is a predicted model, not a curated record. Bases 189 to 1373 code for a protein of 394 amino acids. The transcript has 6 exons.
AAAUUCGGAUCUUUAGGCAACUCAUCUUGAAAGUGUUGUUAAUUUUCAUUGUUAUUGCUUCUUUUCGCUCAAUUAUGUGCGUUGAUAGAAUAUAAGCGUCUUAACAAUUAAAAAAGCUAAUCCACACCUGGUGGUAUUUGAUUUGGAAAGUCUCCGUCAAAAACUUUUUAUUUUAACUUAUUAAAAGCAUGUCGGCGAAAUUCCCGGUUAUUACAAUUCAAUGCGAUUGGAAUGAAGUCAUAAAACUACCAAAGUGCAAAGCUUGGAUAUCCUGCAAAUAUUUAAAUCAAAAUAGUGUCCACGAUGAAUUUAGAACAAGCUUAAAUAAUAGUGACGGGAAGAUUAAAAUAGAAUUCUCAGAUAACUACCAGUAUAUAUCUCAUGGAAACCUCAGCCUUGUGAUAAAGCACAUAUCUGGUUUGAAGACAGCCUUUGUGGCCCCGACAAAGGCUUAUAAAGUGCAUGAGAAGGGAGUCAUAACUGUGUCUGCAUCUGGCACAGAGAAUGCCUUGGCUAUAUCUGCUUGCGAUGGUGACCAACUCUUAGUAUGGGACAGCAGGACAGGUGAAGUCAUGCAAGACCUUAAAGGCCAUGGUGGUCCAGCAUAUAAAAGCAAAUUCUUCAAUUCUGGUGUAGUGGUGAUAUCGGCUGGUGCAGAUGGAUCAUGUCGGAUCUGGUCUGCAGAGACUGGAGUCAACCCUGUCACACUGAUAGGCCACACAUUGGCCGUUUGUGAUAUAGCUAUUGUUGAAGUUGGAAGGAAUGUCAUUUCUGUCAGCAAGGAUGGUACAGCAAAGCUGUGGGAUGUUGGUCAAGCAGCAUGUUUGGCCAAUAUUGUUGAAGGUCAUGGUGAGAUAAAUUGCUGCACCCUGACAACAACAACCGAUGAGGUGCCUGUUGAGAAUGAGAGAGAGGUGGGAACAAGUAACAAACUACUAAUAAUUGGUUGCGAGAGUGGCCUAGUCGUUGGCGCCCACGUGGCCAAAAGGGAGGAAGUUUUUCGGAAGCAGAUGGACUCCGCCUGCAAUGCUUGCAUUGUUGUAGGGCAGAAUGCCAUCAUUGGCUGUAGCAGUGGGAAGAUAAUGCUCCUCAACCUUCAAAACGGGGAACUAGGGGAGUUACACGAAUCCGCGAGCCCAGUCUUAAGCAUGGUAACAUUGCCCAACCAGAUGUUCGCAGUCGGACGCCAAGACGGCACGUGCACUGUCAUGUCACUACACGAAGCCCACGGCGCCACCCGAGUACAGCUGACCGGCUCAGAUUGCGACGGAAUCAGAGACCUAGCCUUCAAUGGAAAAUGGAUUUUUGCUGCCUGCCGUGACUGUAAUGUUAGGAAGUAUGACUUCAAUCAAGUGAUCGUACAUUUUAAGUGAGAGUUAUUACUUCAUGUGACAAUAUCUGUAAGUUAAUUUUUUUAUACUCUUUGACCGCCAAGAACGUCCAUACACGUGCUCGGAAAGUGUCUUUCUUUAGUGCCAUAACGUGUAUACACGUUAUGAAGUACUAAUAGAGAUAAGUAAAUCUACAAAUAAUACAAAUAUGUUUCUGUAAUUUUGCUAUUGCUAUAGAUAAUCCUUAUCGACUUCUAGCUUUGAUUAUAAAUAGAUUUUUAAAAUAACAUAUCCACCAACAGCUCAAAUAACAACAAUUCAUGUAUUUUGGUGGGUCGAGCGUGUCUUGGGCACGUUAUCUGGGACCGUGUCUUGGCGGCCAAACGUUUAAUAGGGAUAGGAUUGUUAUUGACUGAAUUAAGAGUUCUCGAUUAAAUUAAGUAGUCUUGUUGAACUUCAGAGCAAACACUAUUUAUCUCUUUACACGAAAAUCGAAGUACUGCGAAGUUUUACCCGCCACAAUGCUUCUCCCCAAAAGUAGUCAUUUUCUGCUCAAAUACUUAUAAAGCAAGUAAAAACAAUUUGGAAUGAUCUAGUGCCUAGUGAUUUAUACAUUUAGCUAAAUAAAAUAUGUCCAAGACAUA